UGUACCCUGCACUGGGCUGCUGGGCCUCAGUUGGCGUAAGAUAGCGGAGAAGAAGCUUCGGAGGGGUUUGGGAAUUUAUAUAGUAAAGUAGAAUUCUAUAGACUUCUAGCUACACGUCUCUGCAAGCUAGCGUCUCAAUGGAGGGGCACCCUUGUGCCGGAUGAUCGUCCGAGCUGCUUUUUGUAGCAGGAUACAGAGCUGAAGCUCAUAAUCUCUGCUUAAGUUUCAUCUCUGGAGUCCAACAUUCCUUUUCUGGGACAACAUGUCUGGGGCUUCAGUGAAAGUUGCUGUCCGAGUCCGUCCCUUUAAUUCUCGGGAGCUCGGCAAGGAAUCCAAGUGCAUCAUUCAGAUGCAAGGCAACUCAACCAGUAUUAUUAAUCCAAAGAAUCCUAAGGAAGCUGCCAAAAGUUUUAGCUUUGACUACUCUUAUUGGUCUCAUACUUCGCAAGAUGACCCUUGCUUUGCAUCCCAAAGUCUUGUGUAUAAUGAUAUUGGAAAAGAAAUGCUUGCACAUGCCUUUGAAGGCUACAAUGUAUGCAUAUUUGCCUAUGGACAGACAGGAGCUGGUAAAUCAUACACCAUGAUGGGUAAACAAGAAGAGACACAAGCUGGCAUCAUCCCACAGCUCUGUGAGGAUCUUUUUGAAAAAAUAAACGAUAACAACAGUGAUGACGUUUCUUUUUCUGUAGAGGUGAGCUACAUGGAAAUAUACUGUGAGCGUGUUAGAGACCUGCUGAACCCCAAAAACAAAGGCAACUUGCGGGUCAGGGAGCACCCACUAUUAGGGCCCUAUGUGGAGGACCUUUCCAAAUUGGCUGUUACCUCUUAUACCGAUAUUGCUGAUCUUAUGGAUGCAGGCAAUAAAGCUAGGACGGUAGCUGCUACCAACAUGAAUGAGACCAGCAGCCGCUCCCAUGCAGUAUUCACUAUUGUGUUUACUCAAAAGAGACUAGAUAUAGAGACAGACCUCUCCACAGAAAAGGUUAGCAAGAUUAGCUUGGUGGAUUUGGCAGGAAGUGAGAGAGCUGAUUCAACUGGAGCAAAGGGUACUCGUCUAAAGGAAGGAGCAAAUAUCAAUAAGUCACUGACAACCCUAGGAAAAGUUAUAUCUGCUCUCGCAGAAGUGGAUAACUGCACCAGCAAGAGUAAGAAGAAGAAGAAAACAGACUUCAUUCCAUAUCGGGAUUCUGUACUAACAUGGCUGCUUCGUGAGAAUCUAGGUGGAAAUUCCCGGACCGCAAUGGUUGCAGCUCUGAGUCCUGCUGAUAUAAACUAUGAUGAGACUCUGAGUACAUUAAGAUAUGCAGAUCGUGCUAAACAGAUUAAGUGCAAUGCUAUUAUCAAUGAAGAUCCCAAUGCCAAACUUGUUCGUGAACUAAAAGAUGAAGUAACCAGGCUUAAAGAGCUCUUGCAUGCUCAGGGGUUGGGCGAUAUCCUUGAUACUCUUCCUUCUGUUGGGUGCUUUCCUAUCUCAGAUUUGAAUGAGAAUAAGAACCUUAAGAAUAAAUACUUAUUAGCCAAUGAGAACCAACGACCUGGCAAUUUUUCUACAGCCACUAUGAGUUCUCUUGCAUCUUCCCCAUCCUCCUGUUCACUCAGUAGUCAGGUGGGAUUGACAUCUGUUACCAGCAUCCAGGAAAGAAUCAUGUCUACCCCAGGAGGAGAGGAGGCUAUAGAGAGACUUAAAGAGUCUGAAAAAAUAAUUGCAGAGCUAAAUGAGACAUGGGAAGAGAAACUGCGAAAAACAGAGGCUAUUAGAAUGGAAAGGGAGGCUUUGCUUGCAGAAAUGGGAGUGGCUAUUCGUGAGGAUGGUGGAACCUUGGGAGUUUUCUCACCCAAAAAGACUCCCCAUCUUGUCAAUCUUAAUGAAGAUCCACUAAUGUCUGAAUGCCUUCUUUACUACAUUAAAGAUGGACUAACAAGGGUCGGUCAGGCAGAUGCUGAUAGUCACCAGGAUAUUGUUCUAAGUGGAGCUCAUAUUAAAGAGGAACACUGCAUAUUCCGUAGCGAGAGAAAUUCAAAUGGGGAAGUAAUAGUAACUUUGGAGCCCUGUGAGAGUUCAGAAACGUAUGUUAAUGGAAAACGGGUAGUACUUCCAGUGGUGUUGCGUUCUGGAAAUCGAAUAAUCAUGGGGAAAAACCACGUAUUUCGUUUUAACCACCCUGAGCAAGCCCGUGCAGAACGGGAGAAAACGCCUUCUGCAGAGACACCCUCAGAACCAGUGGACUGGACUUUUGCUCAACGAGAGUUGUUGGAGAAACAGGGCAUUGAUAUGAAGCAGGAAAUGGAGAAAAGGCUCCACGAAAUGGAAAUUUUGUACAGGAAAGAAAAGGAAGAGGCAGAUCUCCUUUUGGAGCAGCAAAGACUGGACUAUGAGAGCAAACUGCAAGCUCUGCAGAAACAAGUGGAGACUCACUCACUGGCAGCAGAGACCACAGAAGAUGUGGAAGAAGAAGAAGAAGAAGAGGAAGUUCCAUGGACACAGCAUGAAUAUGAUUUGGCACUGUGGGCAUUUAAGAAGUGGAGAAAUCACCAGUUCACCUCGUUGCGGGAUUUGCUUUGGGGGAAUGCCAUGUAUCUGAAAGAAGCCAAUGCAAUAAGUGUAGAACUGAAGAAAAAGGUGCAGUUUCAGUUUGUGCUGCUUACAGAUACUCUGUACUCCCCACUGCCACCAGAGUUACUUCCGUCUGAUGCUGAGAAAACCCCAGAAGACAGGACUUUCCCCCGUACUGUGGUUGCAGUUGAGGUGCAAGAUUUGAAAAAUGGGGCAACUCACUACUGGUCAAUGGAGAAACUGAGGUUAAGAUUAGAGCAGAUGCGGGAAAUGUAUGACCGUGCAGGAGAAAUGGCUUCCCAUGUGCAAGAUGAAAGUGACACAGUAAUAACUGGAAAUGACCCAUUUUACGAUCGCUUCCAUUGGUUCAAGCUAGUUGGGAGUUCUCCCAUAUUCCACGGCUGUGUGAAUGAGCGGCUGGCAGACCGUACCCCGUCCCCCACCUUCUCCACUGCAGACUCCGAUAUCACAGAGUUAGCUGAUGAGCAGCAGGACCAGAUGGAAGACUUUGACGAUGAGCCAUUUGUGGACGACACUGGCUCUGAUGUUGGUGCAGAGGAAGGAUCCGAUCUAUUCAGCGAUGGCCAUGACCCAUUUUACGACCGGUCCCCAUGGUUCAUUUUAGUAGGAAGGGCAUUCGUUUAUCUAAGCAACUUGCUUUUCCCAGUUCCCCUUGUGCAUCGAGCAGCUAUAGUAAGUGAGAAAGGAGAAGUACGUGGGUUUUUGCGUGUUGCUGUACAAGCAAUAUCUGGUGACGAGGAAGCACCUGACUAUGGUUCUGGCAUCAGACAAUCAGGAACAGCAAAGAUCUCAUUUGAUAAUGACUACAUCAACAAGAAUGAAAUUUCUUCUAUGGUUUUGACUCGUUCCGGACUGUCACUAGAAGAACUACGUAUUGUGGAAGGUCAAGGACAGAACCCUGACAUCAUUACUCCACUAGAAGAGAUCAAUCAUUUAGCUGAUUUAGACCUGAAGUCUGGAAACCUGUUGGAUGGAAAAAUGAUGAUCGAAGGAUUCUCGGAGGAUAUAGGAGAGCAUCUGAAAAUUGGCAGCGUGUUCACUUUCCGUGUGACAGUGCUUCAAGCCAGUGGAAUUCCUCCAGAAUAUGCUGAUAUCUUCUGCCAAUUUAACUUUUUACAUCGGCAUGAUGAAGCAUUUUCUACAGAGCCACUGAAGAACAGUGGCAGAGGAAAUUCUCUUGGCUUCUACCAUGUUCAGAACAUUGCAGUGGAAGUUACAGAAUCUUUUAUAGAAUACAUUAAAAACAACCCUAUUGUAUUUGAAGUGUUUGGGCAUUACCAGCAGCACCCUUUCCACCUUCAAGGACAAGAUCUCAGCCCGCCUCAGCAGUCCCGACGUUACUUUCCUCCUCCAAUGCCUCUUUCUAAGCCAGUUCCAGCCACUAAAUUACACCCUCUAAGCAAGCAAAGUCUUGGACAGGUUAUCACCAAAUAUGACUUGUUAGUCUGGUUUGAGAUCAGUGAACUGGAGCCUACUGGAGAGUACAUUCCAGCUGUUGUAGAUCAUUCUGGAGGACUGCCCUGCCAGGGAACCUUCUUGCUUCAUCAGGGGAUCCAGCGCAGAAUUACUGUCACAAUUAUCCAUGAAAAAGGGAAUGAGUUGCACUGGAAGGAUGUGAGAGAAUUGGUUGUAGGACGCGUUCGCAAUAAAGCUGAUGAAGCUGCCGCAGAUGCUGUUCUGUCGUUAAAUAUCAUCUCUGCAAAAUAUCUCAGAUCUUCUCAUAGCUCUGGCAGAACUUUUUAUCGCUUCGAAGCAGUGUGGGACAGCUCCUUGCAUAAUUCCCUGCUCCUGAACAGGGUGACUCCAUAUGGAGAGAAGAUCUAUAUGACCUUAUCAGCGUAUCUUGAGCUUGAUCACUGUAUCCAGCCAGCAGUUAUUACAAAGGAUGUCUGUAUGAUCUUUUACUCCCGUGAUGCCAAAAUAUCUCCUCCACGAUCUCUGCGCAGUCUCUUUGGCAGUGGUUACUCAAAAUCCCCUGACUGUAAUAGAGUAACUGGAAUAUAUGAGUUGAGUCUGUGCAAAAUGUCUGAUACAGGCAGUCCUGGAAUGCAACGAAGAAAAAGAAAGAUUCUCGAUACAUCAGUGGCAUAUGUCCGUGGUGAAGAGAAUCUUGCAGGCUGGAGACCUCGAGGUGAUAGUCUAAUACUAGAACAUCAAUGGGAACUAGAAAAGAUGGAGCAAUUGCAUGAGGUUGAGAAAACAAGGCACCUCCUUUUACUUAGAGAUAAACUAGGUGACAGUAUACCUAAGUCCCUAAGUGAAUCUCUCUCUCCAAGCUUGAGCAGUGGCACCCUCAGCACAUCGACCAGUAUUUCGUCGCAGAUAUCCACCACAACUUUUGAAAGUGCCAUCACACCUAGUGAAAGCAGUGGAUAUGACUCCACUGAUGUUGAGAGUCUUGUGGACCGUGAGAAAGAGCUAGCAACCAAGUGUUUGCGACUUCUGACUCACACAUUUAACCAAGAGCUUACCCAGGUGUGUAACAGUAUCAGUGACUGUAAGUUGUCCGAUAUCUCGCCAAUUGGAAGGGAUCCCUCUGUGUCCAGCUUUAGCAGUGCUACUCUCACUCCUUCAUCAACUUGUCCAUCACUAGCAGAUUCUCGAUGCAGCUCUGUGGAUCAGAAGACCCCUGAAGCAAAUUCACGUGCCUCCAGCCCUUGCACAGAAUUUGAGCAGUUCCAUUUGGUACCAGCCGUGGAAAGGUCAUUUUUGGCUCGUGCAGGGAAGAAUGAGUUUCUAAAUCUUGUACCAGAUAUUGAAGAGAUUCGCCCAGGAUCUGUGGUCUCAAAGAAAGGUUACUUGAACUUCAAAGAACCUCUGUCUCAUUCCUGGGUCAAGCAUUUUGUUGUUGUGCGCCGUCCAUAUGUCUUCAUCUACAACAGUGACAAGGACCCAGUAGAGAGGGGCCUCAUUAACUUAUCCACUGCACAGGUGGAGUACAGUGAAGAUCAGCAAGCCAUGGUUAAGGGCCCAAACAUAUUUGCUGUAUGCACAAUGUACCGAGGGAUCCUUCUGCAGGCUGUUAAUGAUAAAGAUAUGAAUGAUUGGUUGUAUGCCUUUAAUCCUCUGCUUGCUGGCACAAUAAGGUCAAAACUGGCAAGGCGUCGUUCUCUUUCCUUGAAGUACUGACAUGGUUUGUCUUUCCCAACCUUGUGAUAAUUGAGAGUUUCUUGUCUGUAAACCUGUGGCUUGACCCCAGCUCCUCUUUCCUUCUGCGCUAAAACAUUCUCCACCUUGCAGCAUGUGGACAAAUAUAUGUAAGAAAGAGCAGAGAGAAACAAUACUGAGAAUCUUCUUGGCUUCUGGACAUGUGCUUUCUUUUCCAGCUGUUUCUAGUGUCCAUAGUGUAAUGCAUCUGUCAGAAAUGCUUUGUUCUUUUUUUUAUUUGUUUUGUUUUUCUAAUUUGUGGGUGUAUGUCUAAUUUAACUGAAAACUCUUACGCUCCUUAAAUCAGCUCUUUAACUACAGUUUUCCUAGAUAUGCUGCUAUCACCUCUAGUGGAGCGUAGUCUCUUCUCGAGCCAUGGCACUUGUCAUGCCUGGGCCUGCACUGUGAAUACCAAGGCUGAGAUUUCCUACAGUAGGCUGAGGUUGGAGAAUUUAGGGCAUUACACUAUGAUUUAUGUUUUACUCUUUGCAUCUCUCUGAACUUUCCUGCUCUUGCUGAGAUUUGUGGCUAUGUACGGCAGCCAUAUACUUCAGUAGCUGUUCAGACUGGAUGUGCAUUCCAAUAUGUUUUCAUGUAGUGUUUGCUUAAAUGCUCAUGGAUUUGUGUGCAUGUUUUUGGAUGCAUUGCAAAGGAAGGGCAUCAGAACAAAUAACCCAGAUAAUGGGUACUUCUGAAAAUCUAGAAUCAUUUUAUUUAGAAUCUAAAGGAGACUACAGGUAAAUGGUAUUUGGUUCUGUUAUGGCAUUGGCUUAUUUGCUGCCAGGGUCACUGAAAUUCAGCUGAAAGCAGCUAAAUGCUCCUUUAAAUAUGAUUGCUACUUUGAAAGUCGCGCAUUGCUGUAAGGCCGAGAUAUCGGGCUCUCGUCUAACUAAAAAUGCUGCAAAAAUCCAUGAGUUUAACAACAGUAAUUAACAGUAAAAUUAACAGUAAGGAUCUGACCCAAAUUGUUUUACAUGUGCAACCCUGAAGUUUAGCAAGUUCACCUAUAAAAUACAUUUAAUGUUAUGACACAUUCCUUUAAAAGUAAAGAAAGCAAAUCAGCAUCAAAUAGAGGAUUAAUAGACAUUUGCCAUCUUAUGUUUGUAGCAGGUGGAAUCAUGCUGCUGCCUGCAAAAGCUCCCCCGUUCAGCCACAGCACAGUUACAUAAUAACUACUUCUGUGUAAAACAUGCACUAAACUUACUUUAUUUGUAUUAAAUUAAUGUAACAUGAUAUUCAUACAGUAGGGGUUUCCCAAGCAUCUUUUAGUGUGUGACUGAUUCUACAGUAAUAUUUUGCCUUGCACUGCUGAUCUCCUUGUACUCUAUAAUUUUCUAUACUUGCCUCCAUGCCCUCCUGUGAGUCUGAUAGUUAUCUUACAAGGAGUCAGCAUUGGAGUUACGUUGACUUAAUUUUUUUUAUCAUUUGGGCUUCACCGGAGGAGAGUAAAUAUUUUGUUUGGUUUAUAAUAAAAUAAAUUAAAUUUAGUAUAAUAAUGGCCUUCUCCAGGAGAGUUAUAAUGACCAUUGUACAUGGGGAGAUUGUCAGUGUUUUGAAGUCUCAGUGGGGCAGUUGGCGCAACACUCACCAUUGCCCCCUACGUUGUUAAUUGGGCCUUGCGAGUGAUAGUGCAGGUCAGGCGAAUAUUGGCUGAAAAGUUAGCAUUUCAUUUCCAUCAGUAAUUGCCCAAAAUCGAAGAUUACAUUGGAGAAACAUAUGCUCAUAAUUACACUAAUGCAGAUUGGCCCCCCAAACCCCUAAGACUCCUAAUUACACUGAUAUGUGGCAGACUUUACCACUUAAGUCAAUUCAACUCUAAUACUAUGCUUGACAAAUUAAAGUGACAAAUUAUAUAUAUUUGAAAAUGUAAAAAAGCACUCCAUAACAUUUUCCAUGCACACAAUUUGUUUUGAUAAAUUUGUCCCCUCUGUAUUUUACUGAUUGUAGGUAUCAAAUCUGGUUUCACAUAUGUUUGUAGUUUCCAUUAAAGAUAUAUUCAAAGCUUGUUUCUGAACAGAAUUGGCACAAUACCAUCUCAAAGUUAUUGCAGUGCAUAAAGCAGCUGAAUUCUGUCCAAUCCUGCACUCACAGCCAGCCAGCUCUGAGAUGCUUUUAUGGAGCUCUCAUGCCGUGGGCCAACUAACUCACUGAGCACGAGGCAAUGGCCAGAAAUAUCAGUUGCUACUAAUUACACUCAAGAUUUACCCUUUCUCAGUAUAUUGCAAUAACUGUGGGAAAUAAUUUCUUGUGUAUUUUUAAUUCAAACAAUGGUGUAUUACAGGAAACCAUGAAUGCUGGGAAAACAUAAAAUUCAGAGACGUAAAAUUGGAUUGCUGCCAUGCACAAAAAAACCAAAGUCAUUUGUUCUACAAUUCCUGAAAGCUGAAUUUGUCAGCCGUCUAAUUGAUUUUAUUGGUAAAUGAUGUACAGACAGUUGGGAAAAUAUUACAUUUUACAAACUGCAGAAAAUACAGUCUGCCGAUUUAACAUAAUUUGCUCAUAUCUGUUAUUUGAAACAAAACUACUGAAAUAAUUAUGGUCACUACACUAGGGCACUGAUUUACUGAUACACAAUUCAUUCUUCACAAGUUCAGGCAUAAUUAAACUGAACUGGAUAACACUGUGUGAAAUGCUAUCUUUUUCAGAUAUAACUACCAUAAUUUGAUUUUGUGUCAGGUCGUCAAGAAACAAAAAGCCCUUAAUAAAGUAACUUUGAAAUUAAACACGAAACACAAAUAAAAAAUGUAAAAAAAAAAAAUCCAUACCUGUUAAAAAUCUCAUCUGUCAGACAUAUUUGGCUUCCCCGCCUCCAUACCUGGGGCACAGCAAUUACUCUAAUUUCUGAACUUCCUAGAUGUCACUGCACUCCUGACAUGCUGCUACCUCUUCACUGUCUGUUACUGUGUAGCCUGUGCCUGGUUAUGGGCAUUAGGUCCUGCUUUCUGGUGCAUACAUGAGAUUUUGGCAUGAUGCAAAGCUUGCUGGAUAACAGUUUUCACAAAAUGGCUGCUGCCUGUAUGCUCUAAUUGUGAAUUCCAACAGAAGAUUUAAAUAACUUAUAUUGUGUAAGUAAAAAUUAUUUUUCUCAACUAACAUGAUAAAAUAGAAUUUGGAAUUAUUUCUUAGGUUGAUAGGUCCCCUUUAACUUUCUUAAAGAGAUACCUAGAACAUUGAAAUAAUGUUCUAAGUCAACUGACAUUGAAAUAAAAAUGAGAUACUUAGAACAUUGAAAUAAUGUUCUAAGUCAACCGCCAUUGAAAUAAAAAAGUCCAGGGGGGUCAGUGAGUGCCUUUCUAAGCCUUAGACCCAGGACAUGGAACCUUGUCUCUAAACCUAGCAAUGUUCUGCACCAAAUCCAGAACUUGUUCAAAUAAUGAAUCUUCCACAAAAGACAGGAUACGUAAUCUAAUCCAAUAUCUAUGAAAUUCAAAGUUCAUGAAUAGCAGAAGAUACAUCACGUGAAAAAGAAUUCUCAUAUACAGUUGGCCAGACCUUUCAAGUCACACGACUUAAAGGGUUCUGAUUUGCUUUUGCUUAACACUAAGACACUUAAGGAAAUUACAGGUUCUCAUUUGCAGAUGCAAUUAUUGUGAUUACAUUUUUUGUAAAAAAAAGUUGCUUACAAAACAAAAUUACUGUUCCAUAUAUUUUAAAUUAGGCUGAAAAGCUCAACUGUUUUGUAAAAAACAAAGUUGCUUGCAAUCCCUAUUUACUUUAUUUACCUAUAGAACAUCAGCACAAGUUUUUUCAUGCAAAUAUUCUGGAUUUAUUUUUCUUUAAUCACAACUAUUCAAAUUAAAAAAAUCAAACUCAAGUAUAUUUGCGAUUGCAUUUUUGCACUUGCAGAAAAAAGACAUCUUGAAAUUAGUCCCUUAAUAUUUAGCCCAGCCCAAAAAAUGCUGAGAUCCUGCUAAAUACUGAAGUAAAGUCUGGAUUUAGUGCAAUUCCUAAUCUGGGGUGCCUCAUCUUUUAUGAGCUGGCCUACAAAGCAGCCCAUGAUUUGUAAUCACUGUAUGUUCCCAGAUCCCAUUCUUUGUUGCCUCUAUAUGAUUCACUUGAAUGUAUUUUACAAUAUAUUGGGUGUGAGUUUGGUGUUUUCAAUUAUUGAAAAGCACUAUCAAGCUGUUUACAUCUGGAAUGUAACCAUAUUAGUGCUUUCUUGUUUACAUAAUUUGUUGGCAUGAUUAACUAUAUUUUUGUUUUGGGACUGAGUGUACAACUACAUGUUUUUAAAUAACCAUAAUACAAUGUCUGUCUGUGUCUAUACUAAAGUAUAAACAAUAGUUCUGCAUGUUGAUGGUAUUGUUUAGCUGUUUAAUUUUUAGUGAAUGACACUGAGUUAUCAGCUCCAAGAAGAAAGGUAUCAAAGUUCACCAACAUAAAACAAUUUUUAAAUGCAGGUAGACAGCACUGCAAGUCAUGCUCACUUCAGGCCUUACAGUAUUUUUAGGUUGUUAUAACAGAAUUAAAACACAUUAAAUGAUAUGCAAGUUAAAUUAAACAUUAAGCUUAAAGACAAGUAAAGCUCAUAUGCUAAAAUUACAUUUCCUCUGAAGCGUUAUUAUGAACAAUUCCUAUUUCGGUUGUACAAUAAUUUUAACCCUAGUGUUGGGUACACCCAUACACUAGCGUCAGACUUUGGGGGUCCUGGGCCCACCGGGCUCCUGCAUCGGGGUCCACCCCAGGCCCACUGCCCUAUGGCCCCCUCACUCCGCAUGUCACAUACCUUCUCUCCUUGGAGCUGUGAUUGGGACCAGGGGUGGGAGGUCAGGAGGCAGGCAGGCUGGGUUGGUGGAGCCCACUGGGUUUUUUCCUGGUGGCCCAGUCUGACCCUGGAUAUGCAAUUAUUUAGUGUCAGUGUUGGCCAAACAGGGGUAACCAACAAAAACUUGUAUUUUGGCAUAUCAACAGUUUCCUUUGCCAUUACUGUUUUAUUAGCUCUUUGUAGACCAGCGAUUUAAUAUUUAUUUUGAUCCCUUACUAAUAUUUUAGAUGUUUUUAGCAAACCAUUCCAGCAGGGAAGAGGCUAUGAACAUUCUUGAAAUUUUUAGAUGCUGCAUCUGAGAAAAUAUAACAAAAGUGAAGGAGACAUUUUAAAUAUAUUAUGUUUACUUAAGUUAUAGACUAGUUUUGUUCAUACAUUCUUGUAGGAUUUUGCAAUUAUUUUAAGCUGAAUACCAUUUUUGCUUUGUACAAUUAAAUGCACACCUCUGACACCAUGCAGUCAUUAAAUAAGUUAUGUUUACAUAUCCGAAGACUAAAUAUGCUUUUUGCAUCUUGCAAUGCUUAAAAGUGGACCAAAGUGAUAUUCAGAUGGUAACAUUCCUAAAAAAUUGUUCUUGCAAGAGCUGAAUGUUUUUGUUUGUUGCAAAAUGUUUUAAUAUGUUUACAUAAAUCCCUGUUACACUAAGCAAGAUGCAGCAGCGAUUUUUUGUUUUUAAUGUAUGGGCUAUUUCUGUAACCUCAUUCAACUGAUAAAAUAUAUUACUUUGGUUAAAGAAGUUAAUAGAUUCAAUUAUAUACUCACAGAUUGACUUAAAUAACUGAAGUCUUUAUCAACCGUCACCUAGACUGCUAACUGAAUAAUGUCUCAUGUGUCAGGGAAUUGUUCAAUGUUAUGGAAGACUACUUUGAGACACCAUGGACUAAAAAAACACUAUGACUUCCAUACUUGAGAAAAGUGAGAAACAUGAUUAAUUCUAAAAAUGUAACUAAUAAAUGCUGAGUUAUUAUGAAAACAAAUGCCCAUUUUAUCUCUCAUUUCCAUGUUUUAUUUUGUAAAUAUAAUCAGGUGUGUCAACUCGAGUAUACAAAAUGUAAAUAUCUCAUGUAUUUGUAAUAAUUCUGAUUCAUUUGCUGUAUAGCCUAGAUGUGCAAUGCAAAUAUAUUUAACUCUGUGUAUGGUGAACUUGCACCACUGAAAACUUGUUAGUGAUAAAAAUCUAACAAUAAAGGUACAACCAGUGCAUUAGCAA
This is a messenger RNA of Xenopus laevis (African clawed frog), 11697 nucleotides long. It is a transcript of the gene kif1b.L, whose product is annotated as kinesin family member 1B L homeolog. The record is from RefSeq and is a predicted model, not a curated record. Gene Ontology annotation, molecular function: microtubule binding; microtubule motor activity; plus-end-directed microtubule motor activity. Gene Ontology annotation, cellular component: cytoskeleton; synapse; transport vesicle membrane. NCBI's taxonomy places the organism in Eukaryota, Metazoa, Chordata, Amphibia, Anura, Pipidae. Gene Ontology annotation, biological process: transport along microtubule; microtubule-based movement. The transcript is spliced from 48 exons. The coding region runs from base 263 to 5704 and encodes 1813 amino acids.